This is a messenger RNA of Centropristis striata (black sea bass), 600 nucleotides long. RefSeq names its product protein FAM180A. The coding region runs from base 1 to 600 and encodes 199 amino acids. The transcript has 4 exons. Lineage: Eukaryota; Metazoa; Chordata; Actinopteri; Perciformes; Serranidae. The record is from RefSeq and is a predicted model, not a curated record.
AUGUUCAAGCUGAGCAGCUUCUGCCUGGAUUCACAAAAGUGGACGAGGGAGUUGAGAGGAGGGAAGGAUGCGGAGUUUUAUCUCUCGGCAGUAAUCAAAAGAAGAAUAAAUAUGAAAAAACAGCUUAAAAUCUGCAUUCCGGUCAUCCUAGGGCUUUUGUUUGAGCAUGUGCUGCCAGAUGUGGCUGCAGGCAGAAGUCCAACUACUCAAAAAGCUGGCUCAUCAGUCUCUGAUGCAAACCUGAUGUUUGAGUUUUUACUGGGCGGGUUGGAAAUCGACCGAUACAACAACAUCGUUUUGCUUGACAAGGAGAUGGCAUCGAUGAGGUCGGGGCGGGCCUUUCUGUCUCAGAUCAAUGACAACAUUCCCAGAAGUGUGAGCUCCAUGGUGCAGAUGGUGACUGAACUGAAGAGGCAGAGGGGCAGGAGGCCGCUGACUCGCGAUCAGUUUGACAGUCUCAUCCUGAGCAUGGUGUACUCUGCCCAGCAGGCCUGGCAUCAGGAGAGAGAGGAGCAGGAGGCCUGGAGUGAAGUGCUGCUCCAGCUGGCAAACGUCACGGUCCAUGAACUACGUGGAAGUUAUCUGUUCAGUUAUGCAUGA